This is a messenger RNA of Alexandromys fortis (reed vole), 1997 nucleotides long. RefSeq names its product asparaginyl-tRNA synthetase 1 (gene Nars1). Gene Ontology annotation, molecular function: nucleic acid binding; asparagine-tRNA ligase activity; ATP binding. The record is from RefSeq and is a predicted model, not a curated record. Gene Ontology annotation, biological process: asparaginyl-tRNA aminoacylation. The transcript has 15 exons. NCBI's taxonomy places the organism in Eukaryota, Metazoa, Chordata, Mammalia, Rodentia, Cricetidae. Gene Ontology annotation, cellular component: cytoplasm.
AUAUCCGCGACGACUGCCCUAGGCGGUAUGAUGCAACGCCUCAGUCAAGGAAGCCCUGUGUGCACGUUGAGGUGACCAGGCGGCGGUGGUGCGGUGUCGAUGUCCUCGGAGGUGAUCAGGGCGACUGCAGGGAUGGUACUCGAGCUGUAUGUCUCUGACCGAGAAGGAAAUGAUGCAACAGGGGAUGGAACCAAGGAGAAGCCAUUUAAAACCGGCCUGAAGGCUUUGAUGACAGUCGGGAAGGAGCCGUUUCCCACCAUUUAUGUGGAUUCACAAAAGGAAAAUGAGAGGUGGGAUGUCAUUUCUAAGUCACAGAUGAAGAACAUUAAAAAGAUGUGGCACAGAGAACAGAUGAAGAAUGACUCUCGGGAGAAGAAAGAGGCAGAAGAUAACUUACGAAGAGAAAAGAACCUGGAGGAAGCAAAGAAAAUUAUCAUUAAAAAUGACCCAAGCCUGCCAGAGCCAGCCUGUGUAAAGAUUUGUGCAUUAGAAGGAUAUAGAGGCCAAAGAGUGAAGGUGUUUGGCUGGGUCCACAGGUUGCGUAGGCAAGGAAAGAAUUUGAUGUUUCUGGUGUUGCGAGAUGGUACGGGCUACCUGCAGUGUGUCUUGUCAGAUGACUUGUGCCAGUGUUACAAUGGAGUCGUCUUGUCCACUGAGAGCAGUGUGGCGGUAUACGGAACACUAAACCUGACUCCAAAGGGCAAGCAGGCUCCGGGAGGCCACGAGCUGAGCUGUGACUUCUGGGAACUGGUGGGGCUGGCCCCAGCUGGAGGGGCUGAUAACCUGAUCAACGAGGAGUCUGAUGUCGAUGUCCAGCUCAACAACCGGCACAUGAUGAUCCGCGGAGAGAACAUGUCCAAAAUCUUGAAGGCACGGUCCAUGAUCACCAGGUGCUUUAGGGAUCACUUCUUCGACAGGGGCUACUGUGAAGUUACCACCCCGACGCUGGUGCAGACGCAGGUGGAAGGCGGGGCCACACUCUUCAAGCUUGACUAUUUUGGGGAGGAAGCGUUUUUGACCCAGUCCUCGCAGCUGUACCUGGAGACCUGCCUUCCGGCCCUGGGGGAUGUUUUCUGUAUAGCCCAGUCCUACAGGGCCGAACAGUCCAGAACACGAAGGCACCUGGCCGAAUUCACGCACGUGGAAGCCGAGUGCCCCUUCCUGACCUUUGAGGACCUCCUGAACCGUUUGGAGGACCUGGUGUGCGAUGUGGUGGACAGAGUCUUGAAGUCACCAGUGGCGAGCAUAGUGUACGACCUCAACCCGAAUUUUAAACCUCCUAAACGGCCUUUCAGACGAAUGAACUAUUCAGAUGCUAUUGAGUGAUUGAGGGAACACGAUGUAAAGAAGGAGGACGGGACGCUCUAUGAGUUUGGAGACGAUAUUCCUGAAGCUCCUGAGAGACUGAUGACAGACACCAUUAAUGAACCGAUCCUGCUGUGUCGAUUUCCAGUGGAGAUCAAGUCCUUCUAUAUGCAGCGAUGUCCUGAGGAUCCUCGGCUCACUGAAUCUGUUGAUGUGUUGAUGCCCAAUGUUGGUGAGAUUGUGGGCGGCUCGAUGCGCUCUUGGGAUAGUGAAGAAAUUCUGGAAGGCUACAAAAGGGAAGGAAUUGACCCUGCUCCUUAUUACUGGUAUACAGAUCAGAGAAAAUAUGGUACAUGUCCUCAUGGCGGCUAUGGCCUGGGCCUGGAAAGAUUCCUAAGUUGGAUUCUGAACAGAUAUCACAUCCGAGAUGUGUGCUUGUACCCUCGAUUCGUCCAACGCUGCAGACCAUAACCAAGUGGCCCUGAAGCAUGAAGGAAGAGAAAUGUUCAUGAAAAGAUAAGACUGCUUCUGCAAAAGAACAAAAAUCCGAAACAUCCCUUCAUUUCCUAUUGGGCUAGUAGCUUUUUCUGUCUUUAUGUGUUUUCUUCCCAUGACCAUAAAAGAAGUAGAGAUGUGGCUUGAAUACAAAGUGACAUUGGUGUCCCUUUAAUAAAAGUGCUCAUUACAGAGUU